CUCGUCGUAGACAAAGAUCGACAACCUGAAGGAAAAUGCACAAAAAUGUCAUGUAUUCACGGCCAUUGUUCUAACACAAAUGGCUCAGAAAUUUGUCAUUGUGAUAAGGGUUUCAAAUAUAACGGACAAGCUUGCAAAGAUAAUGAUGAAUGUUUGUCAUCCCCAUGUAAUCCAGCCUUUUCAAUCUCGUGCAACAACACCCCAGGUUCUUACAAAUGUAUAUGUAAAAAAGGUUUCUAUUCCAAUGGAACGACAUGUCUUGAUAUUAAUGAAUGCCAAUCACAUCCGUAUUGUGGCUGUAAUUUAAAUCGAGAAAAAUGCGUCAACAUGGAAGGAUCUUGCAAAUGUGCUUGCGCUGAAGAGAUUCCUUCAAGUGAAACUGAAUGUAUUCCGAUAAAAUUUAUGGAUCGCUAA
This is a messenger RNA of Dendronephthya gigantea, 414 nucleotides long. Its product is annotated as fibulin-1-like. Lineage: Eukaryota; Metazoa; Cnidaria; Anthozoa; Malacalcyonacea; Nephtheidae. The transcript is spliced from 5 exons. Gene Ontology annotation, molecular function: calcium ion binding. The coding region runs from base 46 to 414 and encodes 122 amino acids. The record is from RefSeq and is a predicted model, not a curated record.